CCGAGAUGGCGGCGCCCAGCGCACGAGUUCCCCACCAGCUUCUGGUCGGUCUCGAAUUGCGGUCCUGACUGGGGUUGCAGGAACCAUGGACGGGCCGGGGUUCACUGCCUCGCUGGUGGCUGGAGGGGUAGCAGGCACCUCUGUUGAUUUGAUAUUAUUUCCUCUGGAUACCAUUAAAACCAGGCUUCAGAGUCCUCAGGGAUUCAAUAAGGCUGGUGGGUUUCGUGGAAUAUAUGCUGGCGUCCCUUCCACUGCUAUUGGAUCCUUUCCUAAUGCCGCUGCAUUUUUCCUCACGUAUGAAUAUGUGAAGUGGUUUUUGCGCACUGAUUCAGCUUCCUGUUUCAUGCCUGUGAAGCAUAUGUUGGCUGCCUCUGCUGGAGAAGUAGUUGCCUGUCUGAUUCGAGUCCCUUCUGAAGUGGUCAAACAGAGGGCUCAGGUCUCUGCUUCUUCAAGGACAUCGCAGGUUUUCUCUAACAUCUUGUAUGAAGAGGGUAUCCAGGGAUUGUACCGAGGCUAUAAAAGCACAGUUUUAAGAGAGAUUCCUUUCUCCUUGGUCCAGUUUCCCUUGUGGGAAGCCUUAAAAGCCCUCUGGUCCUGGCGGCAGGAUCGAGUGGUGGAUUCUUGGCAGUCAGCAGUCUGUGGAGCUUUUGCAGGUGGCUUUGCAGCUGUUGUCACCACCCCUCUGGAUGUGGCAAAGACAAGAAUUAUGCUGGCAAAGGCCGGUUCCAGUGCUGCCAGUGGGAACGUGCUCUCAGCUCUGCAUGGAGUUUGGCGGACACAGGGGCUGGCGGGAUUAUUUGCAGGUGUCUUCCCUCGAAUGGCGGCCAUCAGCCUGGGAGGUUUCAUCUUUCUGGGUGCUUAUGACCAGACCAGAAGCUUGCUGCUACAAGUGAGCAGGAAGAGCCUGUGACGCAGAGGCGUGGCUCGCGUGCUUCCGUGGGGAAGGGUGCGCUGCAGACCCGCCCCUAGCUGAGCGGCCGGAAAGCCCAGUGUGUGGCGUGGUGCUGCUAAGACUGUGACCCGACAGUGCGUCAUUCCUGGGGCAGACGAGUUGCGUCCUCGGCCAACGACCAGAAUGAGGAAACAUGGCCACGGUGGAGCCCCGAGCCCUCUCCACCCCAAUAAACACUUGGGACUGCUACGCCAGGCCCUUCGGAGCUUUCUUUUGAUCGCUAUGUGCCCUUCCAUGUCCUUUGGGGGAUUCACUAGAAGGCAAGGUGGGCGCUUUCACUGGGAAAAGAAUGGCUGGAUUUAGGAAAAAAUUGUGCACGUGAGUGGCACUGUGGCUCAAACUGGUAGAGUGCUGGCCUUGAGCAAAAAGAGCUCAGGGACAAAGUCCAGGCCCCGAAAGCCUCAUGACCAACAAAAAAUUUAAAAAAUUAAAAAAAAAAUGCAUGUGGGUGUUUCUCUCCUGGGUUGGUUCCUGUUGUAUAACAGCUUGAUGGUGACUAAAUGACCUGUGGGUAGCUGCACAGUACACCUUCUUAAUCCUGGCUUUAACCAGCGCCGGCUUUCCCCUAUGAGAACACGAAGAUGUUCUUUUAGAAAAGUGCCCAGCUUGCCUCACAUACAUGAAACCCUGGGUUUGA
This is a messenger RNA of Perognathus longimembris pacificus (Pacific pocket mouse), 1589 nucleotides long. It is a transcript of the gene Slc25a26, whose product is annotated as solute carrier family 25 member 26. The coding region runs from base 86 to 910 and encodes 274 amino acids. Gene Ontology annotation, cellular component: mitochondrial inner membrane. The transcript has 10 exons. Gene Ontology annotation, molecular function: S-adenosyl-L-methionine transmembrane transporter activity. Lineage: Eukaryota; Metazoa; Chordata; Mammalia; Rodentia; Heteromyidae. The record is from RefSeq and is a predicted model, not a curated record. Gene Ontology annotation, biological process: transmembrane transport.